AUGAGGGCAAGGGGACUGGAAAUGGCCAGCAAGGACUGUGUGAAAGUGGCAGUCCGGGUCAGACCCUUCAAUAAGAGGGAGCGGGAUGCAGGCAGUCGCUGCAUUAUUUCAGUGACCUCCAACAAUAUCAGUAUUCAAGACCCUCGCAACCCGCAGAACAGCCGCGCCUUCACUUUCGACUACACUUACUGGUCUCACAGUGGCUUCAGUAGGAACAAAGAUGGUCUGUUUGUCCCUGAGGAGACAGGUGGGCGCUAUGCUGACCAGGCAUGUGUGUUUCUGGAUUUGGGACAGGGCAUUCUUGAUAAUGCACUGCAGGGCUACAAUGCCACAUUACUGGCAUAUGGGCAGACUGGCUCUGGGAAGAGUUACUCCAUGGUUGGUUAUGGUCCUAACAAAGGCCUGAUACCCACCCUCUGCGAAAGACUGUUUCAAUCUAUUAGGAGCAUGCAAGAAAGCAGACAGUGUCAGGUAUUUUUCAGCAUGUUGGAAAUCUACAAUGAACAGGUUGCAGACCUGCUAUCAAAGACCAGCCGAUCUACGGGUGGUCUGCGGGUACGAGAGGACCAGCAGAGGGGUUUCUACGUAGAAGGGCUGAGACGGGUGCCCUGCGACAGUGCAGUGCAGGUGGAGCAGCUGAUGGAGCAGGGAACACGCACGCGCACCACUGCGGCCACACACAUGAACGCCAACAGCAGUCGCUCGCACAUGCUCAUCAUCAUCCAGCUCAAACAGAUUUUCUCAAAGGAGUGCAUCACCAAACAGUCCAACAUUUACCUAGUGGACCUGGCUGGUAGUGAGAGACAAAGGUCAUCAGGGUCAGAGGCCGACAGGCUGAAAGAGGGCACUGCCAUCAAUCUCAGCUUAACUACCCUUGGAAAUGUCAUCAGGUCAGCAGAUAUAUAUCAGAUAUUUUCUCAUUUUAGUGUUGUCUAUGGAAGCGGUGUUUAUCAAUUGCUCUCUUGUUGUAUAUAAACUGCUCUUGCAGACAUGACUCUUGGGAAGAAAGUAGUUCACAUCCCUUAUAGAGACUCCGUCCUCACCAAAUUACUGCAGUCUGCUCUUGGUGGUAACAGUCGAACCGUCAUGAUUGCAACCUUGAGCCCUGCAGAUAUGUGCUAUGAAGAGUCUCUUUCUACUCUUCGAUAUGCAGAGAGAGCAAAGAGGAUCCAAAAUAAAGCAGUGGUGAAUGAGAGUCCCACAGAACGACUGGUGAAGGAGCUCAAGGCAGAGAAUGCCAAACUACUUCUGAGACUAAGCCGACUGGGCCAAGAAGGCCGUAAAGCUGAUGAUGAAACGAAGGAGCUGCGGCGAUUGUUGACUCAUAACGAGCUGCAGAUUCGAGCUAUUCAGACACUGUGGGAGCAACAUCUUCAAGAGGCCCUGAAAGACUGGGAGACUCAGUAUGCAACUAUAACACAGGAGCGAAGGAUGAUGCAGAUGCAUCCGUAUAUAAUGAAUAUCAAUGAGGAUGCUCAGCUGUCUGGCGUCGUGAAGCUCUUCAUUCAGGAAGGUGAAUGGGAUAUAGGUCUGGCAGACAACUCGCCCAGGUCGCUCUGUAUCAGAGGUCUAGGCAUUCAGGAAAAACAUGCUGUUUUCUCAAACCAGCAAAGGAGAGUAUUAAUUACUCCUGUGUCCGGGUCAAAGGUCAUUGUGAAUGGAGUGCAGAUAUCCAAAAGGAUAGAGCUUCAGCAUUUGGAUCGACUCGUCCUGGGUUCGAACAGCACUUACCUGUUCAUCGGCUUCCCUUCGGAGCGCUCAGGAGAGGACUGGAGUCGUUACGAUUAUGAUUACUUCCAAUCUGAGCUGGCAGCAGCCGAGGGCUUCCACAUUCAGUCUCUACUUACAGGGCCACACCAGCCCGACCCCAGUCUACUGGCUGUGUUUUAUGACUAUAUAAAGCUGAUGCCCAUGGUGACAGAAGCUAAUCAGAUGAGUAAAGAGUUAAAGAAGGGAGUUGAAUUCAAACUGGAAAUCAAGAACCUGGCAAUGUCAGACUCUAAGGGUCAUGACCUGGAGAAGGACAUUGCAGUGAGAGUUACAUCUGUGGAGAGCAAACAGGUGUGGAUGUGGUCCAAGGCCAAAUUUGUCAACCGUAAGUUUCUGAUGGAGGAGGUGUACCAGCAGCAGGUGGUCGGGGGAGAGGGGGCAGACCGAGCUCCUCUUCCCAGGGACAGAGAUCCGUUCUGGGAUCCUCUGGAGCCUCUGCACCUGGGCAGCGCUCACUUGUGGCUGCAGUCCCUGGCGUUCCGCAUCCCUCUGGAGGAGCAGGUGGAAGUGGUGGGUCCGGAAGGAACGGAGGAGGCCAUACUGCAGGCACAGCUAGUGCCCUGCAGCCCAACAGGAUUGCCACUGGGUGAAGACGACAUCCUUAUAGACCCGUCAGAGCUGCUUGGGAAACGCCUGGACUUUCAGCUGGUUUUGGAUCAGUGCUGUGGCUUACGCUGGGUUAAAGAGGCUCGUAACAGAGGCGUGCAAAUCGGGUUUCAGGUGUUUGACUGUCCGCAACCCCUCUACACUCCAGUGGUGUGGCACAACGUGAACCCUCUCUUGGAUCAUAGAGUCCAAUUUACUGCUCUGAGGACAUCUCAGGAACUGCUCAACUACCUGCAAAGCAAUGCCUUGGUGCUGGAGCUGUGGGGUCUGCAGGAAGGAUGCUCUGAAUUGGUCUCCUGUAUGGAUGGAGUGAAGAUGACUCAGGAGGACAGCAUUAUUAUUGACAAGAUCAGUGCAUCAGAAAACUCGACUGCAGAAACUGGAGGCUCUGACCUCAGCUCAUCUCUCCGAGCCCUUCAUCAGGACUUGGAACAGCUGAGAAAUGCUAACGCAGCGCUGAAGAAAGAAAACAGUGCUCUGAGAGAGCAACUCAGCUCGGCCAGAAAUGGUGUGGAGAAUAACCGCGGUCGGCAGGAACGCAGAGGCAGUCUGAGGCCCAGCUGUGAUGCUGAAUUUGCCAAAGCCUUAAAAGUAUUCUACCACAGCAUGACCUCAGUUAGAGGACAACUUCAGCGGCUCCGCAGACACAAACCCAGUGAGGAAGCAGACCUGCUAGGUCUCAGACUGUACGUGGAUGAACACACGUAUCUCCUAAAGGACUUUUCUGAACAGUUGGAACAGUGCGUCACCACUCUUAAACAGGAUGUGGCUGCCAUUGUACGCCGAAAAAGAGAAAAGUCUGGAAUUUGGUCCUGAUACACCUAUUAAAUCAAUCAUCCUGCAUGAAGUUGCACACUUUUGAGACUCAAUCUUGAAUAAAGGUCAACAAAGUACUACAUUCAUGAAAGAUUUACUAUAG
Labeo rohita (rohu) is the source of this 3295-nucleotide messenger RNA. It is a transcript of the gene kif28, whose product is annotated as kinesin family member 28. Gene Ontology annotation, cellular component: microtubule; kinesin complex. Lineage: Eukaryota; Metazoa; Chordata; Actinopteri; Cypriniformes; Cyprinidae. The record is from RefSeq and is a predicted model, not a curated record. Gene Ontology annotation, biological process: microtubule-based movement; cytoskeleton-dependent intracellular transport. The transcript is spliced from 23 exons. Gene Ontology annotation, molecular function: microtubule binding; ATP hydrolysis activity; microtubule motor activity.